AUGGAUAAGUUUUUAGGCUGCUCUGGACAAAGCAAUGAAACUUCUAAAAGAAAGUUGAAUUCUGCAACUGAUGAGAGUAAAGUUAAUAAAAAAUUAAAAACAGCUGCUGCUCUAAAAAAAUUUAUGGUGUGGGUUAUAGCUAGUAGUACCAGCCAUUAG
Messenger RNA from Funneliformis geosporum, 159 nucleotides. Lineage: Eukaryota; Fungi; Glomeromycota; Glomeromycetes; Glomerales; Glomeraceae. The record is from the annotation of a GenBank genome assembly.